Molecule: messenger RNA, 753 nt
Organism: Acanthosepion pharaonis
Lineage: Eukaryota; Metazoa; Mollusca; Cephalopoda; Sepiida; Sepiidae
Source: the annotation of a GenBank genome assembly
AUGAAACUAAAUUCUCAAAAUAUCUAUCUAUCUAUCUAUCUAUCUAUCUAUUCGAUUCUUUUCUUUCUUUCCUUCCUUCCUUCUUUUUUUCUUUCUUUCUUUCUAAGUUGCUGUCUUUUUCAGUUCCUGUCUGAGUCUUUCUUUCUUUCUUUCUUUCUUUCUUUCUUUCUUUCUCAGUUCCCGUCUGACACUUUCUUUCUUUCUCAGUUACUUACUGACUCUUUCUUUCUUUCUUUCUUUCUUUCUUUCUUUCUUUCUUUCUUUCUUUCGUUCGUUCGUUCUUUCUUUCUUCCUUUCUUUCUUUCUUUCUUUCUUUCUUUCUUUCUUUCUUUCUUUCUUUCUAAUUCUCCAACUCUGACAGUAAUCAGCCUUUCUUUCUUUCUUUCUUUCUUUCUUUCUUUCUUUCUUUCUUUCUUUCUCUGUUCCUAUCUGACUCUUUCUUUCUUUCUUUCUUUCUUUCUUUCUUUCCCAGUUUCUAUCUAUCUAUCUAUCUAUCUAUCUAUCUAUCUAUCUAUCUAUCUGAUUUAUGAUUCUCUUUGCUUUUUCUCAGUUUCUAUCUCUCUCUCUUUUAACGUUAUAAUUGUUUGUCGUUUGUUUUUGUUUCUUUCUCAGUCUGUUUCUAUCUAUCUAUCUAUCUAUCUAUCUAUCUAUCUAUCUAUCUAUCUUAAAGUUGUAAAAGCAGCAAAAAUGUCAAUUAAUGAGUCCCCGCUGCACACCAUACCAGAUAUCGCUUUUUUAUUAAUCGAACGCUGA